Messenger RNA from Penicillium egyptiacum, 1236 nucleotides. The record is from the annotation of a GenBank genome assembly. Lineage: Eukaryota; Fungi; Ascomycota; Eurotiomycetes; Eurotiales; Aspergillaceae.
AUGGAUUUGUCUGCGUUCUGCCAAAAUAAUCUUCUCUAUACCCAGGAGUCAUUGUCAAGAUACAAACCCGGCGGAUACCACCCAGUCACCCUUGGAGAUACCUUUAAGCAUGGUCGCUACGAAAUCCAUCAUAAGCUAGGAUAUGGGGGGUUUUCGACUGUAUGGCUUGCAAAGGACAGAGAGCGAGAUCAGUGGGUCUCGUUGAAAAUAAUGACCGCAAAUGCGUCGGAAUCGGGGGAGUUGCGAAACCUGAGGCUUCUCCAAAACCAUGCUGGAGGAAGCCUUUCUUCGAAAUAUAUUGUUCAACUGCUUGAUGACUUCACUCACGAUGGCCCUAACGGAGUCCACCAAUGUCUUGUAUUCGAAUUGCUUGGCCCUACAGUUGAUAUGGUUCUCAGAGACUAUCAUGAGGGCCAUGAUAAGCUCGAGCCGGAAGACAUUCUUCGAAUGUCUACACAACUCCUGAAGGCUGUCAGGUUUAUUCAUAGUGCCGGCAUGUGCCAUGGUGGUAAGAGAGUUCUUUCCUAUGGGGGUCUUGUAGUCUGGCGCAGUUGUACUAACCUUGUAUCAGACAUCAGCGGCCGGAACAUGGCAUUUACUUGCAAUACGCUGUUGAACUCACUCGACAAAGAGUUUUUCGAUGUUCUUGGGUUCCCAAAGAUCGAGCUGCUAGCCCGUAUUGAUGGCGCACCUUUAGACAACGGGUUGCCGACCCAGUUGGUUGAGGCAGCGGAAUGGGUCGAUUGGACUGACGAGGACGUGGAAGAUAUUCGGCUCCUUGAUUUUGGAGAGAGUUUCCUCAAGGGGGAGCAGCCUGAGAAGCUGGCCCAGCCGGAUAAUUUGCGGGUACCUGAGACGCUCUUCACGGACUGCUUUGAUUAUCGCCUCGAUUUGUGGCGUGCAGGUUGCAUGAUUUACGCUUUCGUGUUCACGAUCUAUCCAUUUUGGUUUGACGAAGAGGAAUAUCUGGUUUUCCAAAUGAUUGGGUUUGUGGAGAGACUGCCAGUCGAGUGGGAGUCUCAGUGGAAAGAAAUGAAGACCAGAUCUGGCCGUGAUUUGGAGAUAAAAGAAGACCACGAAAUGUCGAAGUUUGAACGCAAGUUUGCAAAAAAUGUGCACGAUCCAGAGCUUCAGCCUUUAUUACCAGUGGCUCAAAGAUUAAUACGAUUUCUACCAGCUAGCCGCAUUAGCGCAGCCGAGGCACUUGAGAUGUUAUGCGACAAAACGCAGGAAUAG